This is a messenger RNA of Mugil cephalus (flathead mullet), 7319 nucleotides long. RefSeq names its product PDZ domain-containing protein 4-like. Gene Ontology annotation, molecular function: protein binding. The record is from RefSeq and is a predicted model, not a curated record. The transcript is spliced from 8 exons. NCBI's taxonomy places the organism in Eukaryota, Metazoa, Chordata, Actinopteri, Mugiliformes, Mugilidae. Bases 3080 to 5902 code for a protein of 940 amino acids.
AGAAAAUACGUCCCACACAAGCAUAAGGUGACUCCGACUUGCUUAAGGGCCAUAUUCCCUGAUUUUUGAGAUACUGCUGCACAUGAAAACCUUAAUAUUUCAUUCUUUUUUUUUUUUUGCUUGUUAUCUCGUCCUGUUUUGCUCAGACAGAAUGCGUGGACUUUCUAGCACUUGCUCUCUUGCCUGCAGACAAGCACAGACAGAGGCAGCGGAGAGGAGAGAGUAAGGAGGAGGGAGAGGUUAGCAAAUGAGGUGUGGGUAAAAAUUAUGGGGAGCUAGAAGGGAGAGCCGUAGCCCAGCCCUGGGUGUGGAGAAAAAAGAGGGUGGUGGGUGGGGGGAGAGAUGGAGAAAAAAAGGAGAGGUUAUGCGGUGUAAAAUUCAGAAGAUUCAGAUUCAGUAGUAGUGCGGCGUGCGGAUCAGUGAGCUCCUUCACCACUGGGGAACAGCCGCCUUUUGUGUUCCCCCCUCUUCUGCAGUGGGGGAGCGCGUUUACCGCCGUGCCCAAGGGGGAGAAGCCAAGGAGUAUCCUCCAAUCAGCCGUCAGUGAUUUCUCUCAUCGUGCGAGGCUGCUCGUGGUGAUUUAUCACUGACCCGAGACAGGAGCUGCGCUCUGCUCAAGACUCCAACCACCUGGACUAGUCACCGUGUUCUUUUUUUUAUGUUAUUUCCUACAAAAUAAGCACCCUCCUGUGGAUAUUUCAAAGAGAAUGACCUGAAGACAAGCGGAUGAUUGAAAUGGACUUACUGACUGAUCCUUUUCCCCUCGCUGCAGACUGAAGAUCGACCAACUUUUUUUCCACAUGCAGCUCUGCCUCCCGAGGGCGUCUUUUUACAUGCAAGGAGUUGUUUUUUCGUGCCAUGCCAUGUUUUAUUCUGAAAGCAUGGGGUCAGCACUGUAGUCACUUCACUGCAACAAUCAUGUAGGAUAGCAGGUGGAUAGAAGUAGAUGAUGAUGAUGAUGAUCAGGAGAUGGAGCGCGGGGACGACAGUUGGUGCACACCUGCCUGCUGAGCAUGUCUGGCACCUCACUGUAUAGCUUGAUAGGCUGCCAGCUCUCAAGAGUUUGACUGUCGGCUUGUUUUUUUUUUAUCAUGCUUCUCGCCGAGUGGAGAUAGCUUUCCCGUGUGCCCGUGUGUGUGCGAUAUGUGGCUGAAUGUGUGUGGUUUCGGAGCCAGACUUUGGGAUUACACAGCCUGUGGAAAGGAUACAGGCGCAGUGGAGUCUUGAAUGAGGAUUAGCAGCUCUAACACCUUGUCGCUGGCGGCACCCACAGAGAGACGGACCAUUGAGGCAGAUCUUCCGAGCCGCGGCUGCUCGGCGGAGGAUUGAAGAUAAAGGUUUAGCUGACACGAUGAGACUCAGAGGGCAAACGAGGGGACGGGAGCACAGCAGAGAAAGUUGCGGUUAGAUUCUGUUCCCUUCUCAUUCAGGUUGUCCCUGAAGGAUGCAGGGUGAGUCUAAUCUCAGAGGUCCAUGUAAACAGGCCGAGGCCAUUUGUAAGAGCUUGACAAGGACAGUUAAUAUACCGAAUCAGGAGGAAAUGUAUUUCAGUAAAUAUUAAAUUUGAAAAUAGAACCUGUUUUUGUUGAGUUAGGGUCAGAAAACAGCUGAUGACACAUCGAUGAUAUUUGUGAUAAUUAAGGUUGAGAUUUGUAAUACGGCAGGAAGCACAAAAUCCAAUUGAUCCACGAAUUGGUUUUAUAUUGAUUCCCCUACAUGGCCAGGAUAGAGUCGUGUCUGAUCUCUGCUUAAGAGGUCACUAAUUUAAUUAUAAUCCAUCAUUCAGUCUCACCCUAGAGCUGCUAGUCAGAGUGCUGAGUGGGCUGUAGCCGAGAAUCAAUAUUUGUCAUGAUAUCUGACAGCACAUCAGAUAACUGCUGCAGUUCCCUGGGACAGUCUGCAAAGUUACAUGCUUGGCGUGUGUGCCUUUUUUUGUUCGGAGGGCUUGUAUGAAAAUUGACUUCUCCACCGGCGGCAGUUCUGCUGACAGUUACAGGAAAUUUUGGCAGUUCGUGCUUGUAGCUGAAAGACGUGUGUGUGUUGUUUCCCGUCUUGAUGCGUCUGCAGGUGUGCAUGUUUUGUGGGCUCGUGUCCCCGGCGCGCCGCUUAUCUUAGCCGUCCAGGAAGGGCUUACAGAUCCCAGCUAAUGUAAUGGCCACCACCUUACACCGCGCCUACCUGCCCUCUAUCCCCUCCAUUUGACGGGGUUCAACAAAGUUAAAUUAGGAAAUGGCUUCGACAAUGCGUUGACGCUUAAGUGGAGGGCCGAGGCAGGUGAAGAGGGUCCUGGCAGACACAGCUUUUAAGGAAGUUAUCUCAGCAGCCACAGUCAGCAGUCCUACGGCAAACCUGGAAAGCAGGGAGUGAUGUGGGUGGGAAGCUCAGUGUGGCAGCGAGGAAAGCUGAAGGAAAAACAGGGCUGAGGCGAGCUCUUUGAUCGUUGUUUGUAUCUAACUUGUUCAAACAGCACUCCUGAAAGUGUGCCGUUUGGAGAUUUAGCGCCGCUAGUGAGAAGUCGCAGGAACAGUGUGGGGGAGUUCAUCUAGAGUUUUUAACAUUAAAGAACCAAUGUGCUGGGGCAGGAUACAGCAAGUGUGCUGUGUGAUCAUCUUUGACAACCUCCUGGAUGAGCACCGGAUCAUCUGAAACAACUAGCAGGACUCAUACAGAGCGUCUUUUUGUUUCUUCUCCAGAUCCAAUCAUCAAUCCUUCCUCUUCUAACUAUGAGACAGUAACAAGAGCACACGCAAGUUGAUUUUCACCUGCGAUGGAAGCAGAAACAAAUAUGUGGGCGUGCUGCUCUGAAAAUAUCCCCACCUUUGAAUUGAUUCUGGAUUACAAUAGCUGAACUGAACUGAACACGACACAAGACAAGAGAACAGUGACGCAGCCAAUUAAAGCGAGGUCUUUCCCGGUAGGGAUGCACUGUGCGUUACUGUGAGGAGGACCAGUGUAAUGUACCAGGGUGGGGCUCUCCCACUGCCUCAGACAAAGACCGCACAAAGAAUCCUGGUGUAAGCACUGGUCAUCCAGGGCAGCUGUUGAACCCGCACAGUCCAGCGCAGUGUCAAAAGUCACAAUGGGGUGCAACAUGUGUGUGGUUCAAAAGCCCGAGGAACAAUACAGGGUAAUGUUCCAGAAGGGUCACAUAAGCAACAUGCUGUGCUCUUUUGAGGCCGACGGUCGAUUGAAGGUAAACGGGAAGGAGCUGUCGCGCCUUUCUGGGGAUCCCACCCUGGACAUACGGGACCCUGUGCUGUCCAACAUACUUAGGAGGGGGGCGCGCAGACGGGCGGGCCUAGCGGGAGCUCCUGGAGGGCAAGUGCCGGUGACCAUGGGCAUGGCCGACUGUGUGGACAGCUGCACCCAAACAGACAUCAGCUUCCAGCAUAUGUUGACUCUGGGCAAGAGCAACCAGCACCCCUGUGGAGCUCCACCUCCACCCGACCCUCCUCCUUCGCCUCCUCUACCGCCACUCCUAGAGCCAUAUCUAUUCAAUGAACUCUUUAUAGAGCCUGUGUACUAUGACCCCACUGACUACUUCGAUAUCACUCAGCAUGAAGUGGACAGGCAGGAUGAGCUGGAGUACGAGGAAGUGGAGCUGUAUAAGUCUCGUCAGCAGGACAAACUCGGCCUGACGGUGUGUUACAGGACGGAUGAUGAGGAGGACCUUGGGAUCUAUGUAGGAGAGGUGAACCCGAACAGCAUCGCUGCAAUGGAUGGCCGCAUCCGCAAGGGAGACAGAAUACUACAGAUAAAUGGAGUGGACAUCCAGAACAGAGAGGAGGCGGUGGCAAUUCUCACCAGAGAGGACAGCACUAAUGUCUCCCUGCUUCUCGCACGACCUGAGAUAGAGAAUGACAACCAGCUGGAUCCGGAUGAGCUGGACUUGGAGCCGCUGGACAAUGCAGUCCAUCUGGCCAGCAGCCACAGAUUAAGGAACAGCCCGUCUAUACUCGGUGCUGGAGCAGGCAGUGUCUCAGGUGGAGGUGUGCUGCGUAGCCAUGGUCACUCACUGAACAGGGAUUCGCCCGAUCUGCUCCAGACAGUGCUGAGCAAUAGCCAGGAGUUGGACAGUGGGGUUGGCCGCACGGAUGAAAGCACACGCUAUGAGGAGUCUUCAGAACACGACCUUCUGGGAGACGACCACACCAGUGCCUCCAAUACAAAUGCCACAAAUACCCCGGGCAGCAUGCGUAAGUUUUUGUCCGGCGGCAGAGGGGACACUCCACCCUUGCUGCACUCACAGGACCUCCAGUUUAGCACUGACUCCCUCCUAGGACUGGACGGUGUUAAUGGAGGAGGGGUGGAACAGGUGGAGCGCCUGGAGAGGGCCUACAUGGCAGAUCCUGUGAGGAUGAUGAUGCCUGGGCUGACUGAGGAGGAGUGUGAGAGGUACAAAGAGUUACUGGAAAUCAAAUAUUACUACGAGAAGAACGGUAACGCUCUGAUGCUACUGGGAGAUCAGGGCUCAGCACAAGAAGGAGGAGGCGUGUCCCUGGACGUGAACAGGAAUGAGAGUCUGACGCAGCACGAGAUGGCCCUCCUGGAAGAGGAACUGCGCCACUUGGAGUUCAAGUGUCGGAACAUCCUGAGGGCCCAGAAGAUGCAGCAGCUGAGGGAGCGUUGCAUGAAGGCUUGGCCUCUUGAGGACAAGAACGGGGCGAGUGCAGGGGCUGGGAUAGGAGCUGGACGCAUGGACAUUAAUGGCACUUUGGUCAGUGAGGAGUCCUGUCACCACGCUCUGUCGGAUAUCAACGAGCUUCCAGAGAGGGAGCGCUCAGAUAAGGACAGCACCAGUGCCUACAACACUGGAGGGGAAAGUUGCAGGAGCACCCCUCUGGUCAACGAACAGUACCCAUCACACUCCACGCAGAGUCUGGAGCGAGGAGAGUCUCUUUUCCCAGAAGUGGGUUCGCAGUUUUCAACCUCCACAAGGCAGAGAGAGAGAGGAGCCAAGGCCGAAAGAGGGGACGGGACACAGGCAAACCUGAACCAACCCUACUCUCCCCACACUCCCAGGAGAGGAGCUGAGGCUAAGACAUCCAGCCCUGGAGCUAAGGCUAGGUCUCUGACCCGAGACGGAGGAAACAGGAGGGGUUCAGACGGAGGAGUGAGGCGUAACCCCAAAUCCAACGGGACACCUGAGAAGACAGGCGGACGCAGUGCAGAAAACAGCCCUUAUCUGUCCCGCCGUCAGACUGAAACAAAGCCGCCUCAGAGGUACCUGAGCUGCAUGCAGCUGAGGUCCCCCUCCACCUCCGAUCGGCUGGGUGGGCUCAGAAAUGCUGUCAGGGAGGGCACCAUGGAGACCGAGGGCGAUGCCAGCCCCAUGAGCCUGGGCAGCACAUGUAGAGAUGUUACCCAGGACACAUGUGCCGUUUCCUUACCCCUGUCCCCUCCUCUGCUGCCUGCCUCCCCUCGCAUGGAGUGGAAGGUGAAGAUCCGCAGUGAUGGCUCACGCUACGUGGCCAAGAGGCCUGUGAGGGAUCGCCUCCUGAAGGCCCGCGCCAUGAAGAUCAGAGAGGAGCGCAGCGGCAUGACAACAGACGACGACGCGGUGAGCGAAAUGAAGAUGGGCCGCUACUGGAGCAAGGAGGAGCGCAAGCAGCAGCUGCUGAAGGCCCGAGAGCAGAGGCGGCGCAGGGAGUUCAUGAUGCAGAGCCGUCUCGACUUCCUGAGAGAGCGAGAGCAGGGCGGCGGCGGGGGAAGCCAGCAGGGAGCGACGCAGCAGCAGGAACCCACCUCCAUCCUGGAGCUGUGCCACCGCAGGAGCAUGAAGAAACGCAGCCGCAGAAUCCUGGACAACUGGAUCACCAUACAGGAGCUACUGGCUCACGGGACCAGGUCUGCUGAUGGGAAGAAAGUGUACAACCCCCUGCUGUCUGUAACCACAGUGUGAGAUCAGCCGGGAGAGACGGAGGCAGAGGGUUAGGAAGAUACUGCCAAAGUGUUUUGAGAGGGCCUGUAGGGAUGAACAGUUUACCUUGGCACAAACACUGUAAGUCUGCGGCGGCACAAGUGAUGGCAAUACGAAUUAGCAUAGCCAGCUUAAAAUAUCCAAAUUCAUGACAAGUCCAGCUGCAAGACAACACACAUUUAUAAUGCCGUCAAACCAUUUCAGAAGUGCAUCAAAAAUGUGCAGCAGUGCAUUUUAAAUACGCUGCAACCCAAGAGAGACUUAAAGACCUAGAAAACAGAGCACGGAUUAGCAUUUUUUUUUAACAUUAAUAGGUGGUUGGAGGGCCGUGACAAGAGAGAUGAUCACUUUCAACAUGUCUUCUAACACAAUGUGGAGAUGCCGGGAGAGGUCACACUGUUUAGCCACGAGAAAUGUCUCACAGCUGAAACUGAACGUUAGCAUGGCCUCCAUGAAAUAUUCAUGAUUGACAGAAAAAUCUGAAGCCAGGCCCAGAACCAUCCAACUGUGAAAACAUGAACAGAAGUCACUUCUGUGCCAUUAAACUGUAUAUUCAGCGUCCACAGAGGACCUUUGAUGAAGCACAUUGAGUCUGCUAAUGUAGUUACAUUUCUGUCAUUCUUACAGCCUUCAUGUACAAAUGCUCCUUUGUUUUCGACGCUGAAAAAUGCAACAUCGCUGUUUUUUUGAGCAGUGCCUUCGUUUCAGGCAGAUUUGACUGCACGGCGCAAUUUGUUUUCAAUAAGAUCCAAAAAUUACUGAAAUGUUGCUGCCAAGAGAAUAAAUGCCAAAAGCACAGAGCAAACCGAGUUACGGUUUAGUUUCCAGAGAAAGGCACAUUGAAUCGUCAGAGCACAGGAAACAUUUGAUAUCAUUUCAUUAGUAAAGGCACGUUUGCCAUCUAAAGGGAAGAAACUAGUCAAAAUUAGUUUGUGCUCAAUUUCAAAAUGUGCUACGUUUUCCUCAGAUAUUUUGGUUAGUAUGCAAUAUAAUUUAUUUUAAUGUUGACUGUGAGCAAGGCUUUUUAAUUGCAAAUAAAAUUAUUCUAGGUUUAUUAUAUUAAAAAAAAAAACUUUUUAAUUGGGUUCACGCCAACCGUUUUCACGUUUUCCUUAGAGAGACAAUUACAGGCGAGACUGGAGAAAUAAAAGCUGAUUUUUAAUUUGGCUCACAUGCAUGUUUGAUAUUGAGACUGGUGUUUUUCAUGUACUUUUAAGAUUGAAGGCCUUUAACAUUCUGUAAUUGUGUAAACGUGUCUUUCUAUGAAUUUGCUCAAAAUCCUAGCAUAGGAGAAAAAGAAAAACCAUGGUGUGUUUGUUUGAUCAAUAUUGUGAUGUCCAGUGUCUUGCCAUUUUACAGUGAAAGCUUUUCUAAAUAAACUCUGUCAUUAUGAAAAUGA